This is a messenger RNA of Porites lobata, 2497 nucleotides long. The record is from the annotation of a GenBank genome assembly. NCBI's taxonomy places the organism in Eukaryota, Metazoa, Cnidaria, Anthozoa, Scleractinia, Poritidae.
GCAGAAAGUAAAAAUGGCGGCCAGUCGGAAAGUUUUGUUUAAAAACUUUAUUUGAAUCCUUUAAUCCUUUGCGCUUUUAAUAUGAUGGAUUUACCAAAGGAAAAUUCAAGCUACAAGCUAAAAGAGUACUGGGACACGCGUUUUUCAAAAGAAGAAACAUUUGAGUGGUGCAAAAGCUAUGGUAAUUUUAAAGAUUUGCUAUGCAAGCACGUGAGAAAAAGCGAUCGCAUAUUGAUGUUAGGAUGCGGUAACAGUAUGCUCAGCGAAGAUAUGUAUAAUGAUGGAUAUAGGAAUAUUGUCAAUAUCGACUUUUCGUCAAUAGUUAUAAAUAAUAUGAAGAGGAAAUGCCAACGCUUGGUUGACAUGGAUUGGAUGGUAAUGGAUAUCACUAACAUGUCCUUUGCUCCAUGUUCAUUUGAUGUUGUUGUUGAGAAGGCAACACUUGAUGCUCUUCUGGUGGAGGAAAAGGAUGUUUGGAAUCCAUCGGAAGGCACCAGGAAUACUAUGGAUUGUGUUUUGUCUCAGGUGAGAAGUUAUAAAUCCUGAACAGCUUUUGAAAAUUUAAGCUUAUAUUUAAUUUUGUAUUGGACUGGACCACAAAAACUUGACCCGAAUGGAAAUAUAAUUUGUCAUUGGAACAGGGCUGUCAACCCCCCACGUCUUCAAAUAUUGAGAAUUGAUGGGGAGUGGGUGAUAGAUGACAUCAUAAUGCAGGGCACAUGAAGUCAUUUUUUGGAAAAAAAAAAGCGCAAAAAAGAUGUUGUUUUAAUUGUAACAUUUGACCUAAUUGGUUUACUUCCCACCAAUCACAUUAUUGCUUAUAUUACAAAGGCAUACCGGAGUUUGUGAGGAAAUGUUCAAUGUUAACAGAAAAAUAGCUCAAACAAUGCAAAAUAUUUGAAAUUUCAUUGUCGGAGAGUCAAAUCUACAAGAAAUGGCAAACUUUGGCGAUUAUCCGAGAGAUUUCAGACUCUAAUCUGGAGACCAGGGGAAAAGGUUUAAAAUCUGAAGUCUCCCAGAUUAUCCGGGAGUGUUGACAGCCCUGUUGGAGUAAUGGAGGAGUGGAAGAGGAAAUGUUUGUUUUAACUUUUAAAAUCUGAUUUUUCUGAAAUUAGGCUGGAUUGGCAGAAUACCUGACCCACUCAAUAUACAAUUUUAACAAAACUGCUCCCACGGUCCCCCAGUUGUCUGAUUUGCAUAAUAAAUUCUGACAUCGACUGCAGGAGUGCAGAGCUGCAGGAGCACUAGUAUACCUUGUUCUAUAAGUGCACUAGUUACCUGCAAGACUGGGGCAGCAGUAGUUGUAUACCCUCUUAAUAUUAACUUCUCAGGGACUGUGAGAUUGCGGGACUGCAAAAGCACUCGUUUUACUCACUUACAUUUAAGUAUUCAUUGACUACUGAACAUGGCUGUGGUACUGUGGGAUCGAUUUUUCAAGUAAGAUAUUUAGUGGGUCGGAUAUUAGAUGCAAUCACUCCUGCAAUUUUUCCAUGAUACAGAUGAUACAAAUGGUCAUCUUGGCCAGACAUUGUCCAUUCUCCAGCUGUUAUGUUGAGCCCACAACAGUAUGAAAAUUUAAACUGGAAUUUACAGGGAGGUUUACACUGAAAGAAGUACAUUUGUCUUAGGUAUUGAUUAUAGUCAUACAGUGUAAUUUUUAUCAGCCAUUUUUCUUUUUUCCUUUUAACAGAUUUCCCAAGUUUUAAGACAUGGAGGACACUUUAUUUCAGUAACAUUUUCACAGCCCCAUUUCAGGAAGCUUUCCUGGCCAAGUCACACUAUGGUUGGUCAAUUUCUAUGCAGCCUUUUGGUGACUCCUUUCAUUACUUUUUCUAUGCCAUGAAAAAGGGUGAAGAAAUGAGUGAGGAUGAUAAAAAACUGGAAAUAAGUGUGAGGGAUAAAUUCAACCCUAACAAGCAGGAGAGGAGCAGUUUUGUUCAUGAACUACCAGAGGACAAAGAGGACUUUUUAUUGAACAUAGCAUUAUAGUACUUGAGGAUUUAAACACCAUUGCUACAUUCCAGGGAAAAUCUUAUUUUUGUGAAGGCUGUUAGCCUCCAAAGCAGGUGUUUUCUUUGGGCGCACGAAUGUUUUUGUCACAAAAGUGCCAUGUUGAAACUCCAAGAGAGGAUGAAAUGGGGCGAGUGAAAGGGAGCGGGGGAGGGGGCGGAGAGAGAGAGGGAGAGUUGAGAGUAUUUUUUUCUCUCCCCUCACCCUCUCCUUCUUUCAACCUAGCACCUACUGUGAGGGUUGCUCUCCCCAAUCUUCCUCUGUCAUGAAAUCAAAGAUGGCAGCUACAAUAACAGGAACAUAAAAAAGCAGCUUUUGCCCCUCCCCCAUCCCUUGCUAUACACGUGUGAUGUUUACACCUCAUUGCAAUAACAUUGCUUUAGAAAAAUUGCUAAGGGAAAAAUUAAGAAGUGGGAGAAUUCAUUAGGAAUUAACUAGGCUUAUUAAUAAACCACUAUAAGAGUGCAUUUAAUCGCAGCAAAGGUAU